This is a messenger RNA of Triticum turgidum subsp. durum (durum wheat), 432 nucleotides long. The record is from the annotation of a GenBank genome assembly. NCBI's taxonomy places the organism in Eukaryota, Viridiplantae, Streptophyta, Magnoliopsida, Poales, Poaceae.
AUGGCGCCCUUCAAGCUCGCCCUCUUCCUCGCCAUGAACCUGGCCAUCCUCUUGGCCGUGCAUGGCUGCGGGUCAUGCGGCAACACACCGCCCGUCCCAGUCCCAAGCCCGCCCAUCGCCGUGCCCCCACCAGCUCCCGUGCCGUCUCCGCCUUCGUCCGGUGGCGGGGGCGGCACCUGCUCCAUCGACACGCUGAAGCUGAAGGUAUGCGCCAACGUGUUGAACCUGCUGAAGCUAAACCUCGGCGUGCCGACGGACGAGCAGUGCUGCCCCCUUCUGAGCGGCCUCGCCGACCUAGACGCCGCCGUGUGCCUCUGCACCGCCAUCAAGGCCAAUGUCCUCGGCAUCAAGCUCAACGUCCCUGUCGACCUCGUUCUCCUCCUCAACCAGUGCGGCAAGACCUGCCCUGCCGAUUUCACCUGCCCUAGCUGA